GAUCGGUGAAAGUGAUUUUAGUUUAACUUCUCUUGGAGGACUGGUUACGAAGACAUACCCACACACAUGCGCAGUGUAAAAAAAGACGUAGUAUAAAUAUAAAUCUCGCCUCCAACCACUUCUUGGCUAGUGCUCGAAGUUUCAGCAUGGCUAACAAAAGACUUUGGCUGUGUUGUUUUUUGCUCCUUGGGAUUGCUUAUGCCCAGGAUGAGGAAGGUGGCGAUUCUGAAGCUAGCGCAGAGCAGCUGUGUGAGAAUAGGCCAGCUGAUGAAUAUUUCCGUCUUACAACGGAAGGAGACUGCAGAGAAGUAGUCAGGUGCGAUAUGAAUUCAGAUAAUAAUGGCGUCACUAGAUUGGCAUCAGUCAAAUGUCCAACUGGUCUCGCUUUCGACCUCGAUCGACAGACAUGCGACUGGAAAACUAAUGUCAAAAAUUGCGAUCGUUUAGAAAAACCUAGGAAGACACUUCCCAUAUUUAAGACUGAUGAACCCCAAUGCCCUGAUGGAAAACUGUUGUGUGGCAAUGGCGAGUGCCUUGACAAGGAACUCUUCUGUAAUGGAAAACCGGACUGCAAGGAUGAAUCCGAUGAAAAUGCUUGCGAUGUUGACACUGACCCCAACCGUGCACCAGACUGCGACCCUACCCAGUGUGUUCUCCCUGACUGUUUCUGCUCUGCUGAUGGUACCAGAAUUCCAGGAAGUCUUGAACCAGCCAACGUUCCCCAAAUGAUCACCAUUUCCUUCAAUGGAGCAGUUAACGUAGACAACAUCGAUUUAUACGAAGAAGUCUUUUCCGGCGCCAGAGCCAACCCCAACGGCUGCCAGAUCCGAGGAACAUUCUUCGUAUCCCAUAAAUACACCAACUACUCUGCCGUGCAAGAUUUGCACAGACGUGGUCACGAGAUUGCCGUCUUUUCUCUGACACACAAAGAAGAUCCUAACUAUUGGAGUCAAGGCUCCUACGACGAUUGGUUGGCUGAAAUGGCUGGAGCUCGUCUGAUCGUUGAACGUUUCGCUAACAUCUCUGACGGUUCCAUCAUCGGAAUCCGUGCACCUUACCUUAGAGUUGGUGGAAACAGGCAGUUCGAGAUGAUGGCUGAUCAGUUCUUCGUAUACGACGCUUCCAUCACUGCUUCAUUGGGUCGUGUACCAAUUUGGCCUUACACCUUGUACUUCAGGAUGCCACACAAGUGUAACGGGAACGCUCACAACUGCCCAAGUAGAAGCCAUCCAGUGUGGGAAAUGGUGAUGAACGAAUUGGAUAGACGUGACGAUCCAACCUUUGACGAAUCUCUUCCUGGUUGUCACAUGGUUGACUCUUGUUCUAACAUUCAAACUGGAGAUCAAUUCGCACGUCUCUUACGUCAUAAUUUCAACCGUCAUUUCAACAGCAACCGUGCGCCAUUAGGUCUUAACUUCCAUGCCUCUUGGUUGAAGAGCAAGAAGGAAUUCAAAGAAGAACUCAUUAAAUUCAUUGAAGAAAUGUUGGGACGUAACGACGUAUACUUCGUUACUAACCUCCAGGUUAUUCAGUGGAUGCAGAAUCCUACCGAACUAAAUGGUCUCCGUGACUUCCAAGAAUGGAAAGAAAAAUGCGACAUCAAAGGACAACCUUACUGUUCAUUACCCAACUCAUGCGCCCUUAACACCAGAGAACUUCCUGGAGAGACCCUCCGUCUAUUCACUUGCAUGGAAUGCCCCAACAACUACCCAUGGAUCUUAGAUCCCACAGGAGAUGGAUUCUCUGUUAGGAAAUAAUUUAUUUUAAUGCAAUUUUCAUCUUAAAGAUGGUUUUAUUUAAAAGACUUUGUAUAUAGCUGUACUCAGUUUCCCAAGAUUUCUACCAACUCUAAAACUUCGUACUUGCCAAAUCUCAUCUUUUCUACUUUUAUAUACGAAGAUAAUGUUAUAUAAUAAAAUAAUUGUUAAAUAAAAACUUAAAAAAUUA
Molecule: messenger RNA, 1947 nt
Organism: Anoplophora glabripennis (Asian longhorned beetle)
Lineage: Eukaryota; Metazoa; Arthropoda; Insecta; Coleoptera; Cerambycidae
Gene: verm
Exons: 5
Coding region: 147-1757 (536 amino acids)
Biological process (GO): carbohydrate metabolic process
Cellular component (GO): extracellular region
Molecular function (GO): chitin binding; protein binding
Source: RefSeq, a predicted model, not a curated record